AUGGGAGGCGUUCGUGAAAAGAAAGCUGAAUACUUUGCUAAGUUAAGAGAAUACUUGGAAGAAUACAAGUCUUUGUUCGUUGUUGGUGUCGACAAUGUUUCUUCCCAACAAAUGCACGAAGUCAGAAAGGAAUUGAGAGGCAGAGCUGUCGUCUUGAUGGGUAAAAACACCAUGGUUAGAAGAGCUAUCAGAGGUUUCCUAUCCGACUUACCAGACUUCGAAAAGUUGUUGCCUUUUGUCAAGGGUAACGUUGGUUUCGUUUUCACUAACGAACCAUUGACCGAAAUCAAGGACGUUAUCAUCUCUAACAGAGUUGCUGCCCCAGCUAGAGCCGGUGCCGUCGCUCCAGAAGACAUCUGGGUUAGAGCCGUUAACACUGGUAUGGAACCAGGUAAGACUUCUUUCUUCCAAGCUUUGGGUGUUCCAACCAAGAUUGCCAGAGGUACCAUUGAAAUUGUUUCCGAUGUCAAGGUCGUUGAUGCCGGUAACAAGGUUGGUCAAUCUGAAGCUUCUUUGUUGAACUUGUUGAACAUCUCUCCAUUCACUUUCGGUUUGACUGUUGUUCAAGUCUACGACAACGGUCAAGUCUUCCCAUCCUCUAUUUUGGAUAUCACCGAUGAAGAAUUGGUUUCUCACUUCGUUUCCGCUGUCAGCACCAUUGCUUCCAUCUCUUUGGCUAUUGGUUACCCAACCUUGCCAUCUGUCGGUCACACUUUGAUCAACAACUACAAGGACUUGCUAGCUGUUGCCAUUGCUGCUUCCUACCACUACCCUGAAAUUGAAGAAUUGGUUGACAGAAUUGAAAACCCAGAAAAGUACGCCUCCGCUGCCCCAGCUGCUGCCUCCGCUGCUUCUGGUGACGCUGCUCCAGCCGAAGAAGCUGCUGCUGAAGAAGAAGAAGAAUCUGAUGACGACAUGGGUUUCGGUUUAUUCGAUUAA
Molecule: messenger RNA, 939 nt
Organism: Saccharomyces paradoxus
Lineage: Eukaryota; Fungi; Ascomycota; Saccharomycetes; Saccharomycetales; Saccharomycetaceae
Gene: RPP0
Product: 60S ribosomal protein uL10
Exons: 1
Coding region: 1-939 (312 amino acids)
Biological process (GO): cytoplasmic translation; ribosomal large subunit assembly; ribosome biogenesis
Cellular component (GO): cytosolic large ribosomal subunit
Molecular function (GO): large ribosomal subunit rRNA binding; structural constituent of ribosome
Source: RefSeq, a predicted model, not a curated record